AGAGAAUGAUUGUCUCAGACAUCUACAACGAUUAUCAAGCUUCCAGAUCAACUUCAGAUCAGAAACCAUGAGGGCAUCUUCUUUGUGUUUGGUGUUUGGGCUGGUCCUGCUGACGGCUUGGACCUCUGAGGCUCAGCCUCAUGCUGCAGUACCUGAGAGGUGUUGCUUCGAUUUUGUCGACUUCCAAAUACCAGGCAAAAAGAUUGUGAGUGCUUUGAGGACAAGUUCACAUUGUCCUAUCGCAGGCGUUGUGGUAACGACACCUAGAACCGAAUUCUGUGUGAAACCAGACGAGGCUUGGAUAAAGAAGAUGCUGUAAUGGGGCAGCAGCUUCGGAAACAGAAAUGGAAACGCAACAUCAUUCUACA
Rhinichthys klamathensis goyatoka is the source of this 368-nucleotide messenger RNA. Its product is annotated as C-C motif chemokine 4 homolog. NCBI's taxonomy places the organism in Eukaryota, Metazoa, Chordata, Actinopteri, Cypriniformes, Leuciscidae. The record is from RefSeq and is a predicted model, not a curated record. The transcript has 4 exons. The coding region runs from base 68 to 319 and encodes 83 amino acids. Gene Ontology annotation, molecular function: CCR chemokine receptor binding; chemokine activity. Gene Ontology annotation, cellular component: extracellular region. Gene Ontology annotation, biological process: cellular response to interleukin-1; immune response; monocyte chemotaxis.